UUUGGAAGCGGAAAGGCUCGUUGUCGUCGCCCGUGCUUGCGUGCGUGCGUGUAUAUUGUGAUAAGUUUUAACAACUUUAAGUGGAGUGUUUUGCGACUGUUAGGAUACUAAAAGUUUAAUGGACCUAGCAUGUGUAUCGGUGACCGGAUGUGGCGUCAAGUCGAACUAACGACCGAGAGGCAUCGCUUCCGGAGCGAGUAAUCGAACCUUUGACCUCUGAGCUGUAAAGGAUGGACUACUGGACCUGUCUUGUUCUUUGGCAUGCUCUCGCCAUUCUAAAUCAUGGUGUGGCUGGGCUGAAACUGACCGCAUUACACAUAGACAAACACACGGUUAGAGGAAACGACUCUCUUCUACAAUGCAGAUACGACCUCCAGGACGAGACCCUAUACUCUGUCAAGUGGUACAAGGACGGCCACGAGUUCUACAGGUUCGUCCCGAGGGACUUUCCCGUCGUCCAGGUGUUCCCGGUUCCUGGAGUCUACGUUGACUUGGAACACAGUAAUGAGACCCAGGUACGACUGACGGCGCUGGACCUUGACAGCAGUGGAAGAUACAGAUGUGAAGUAUCCGCAGAAGCCCCGUCCUUCCAGACAGUCUCAGACCACGCCGACAUGGUCACUGUAGCGUUGCCUGAGAGAGGACCUGUCAUCACAGGGGGACGACCACGCUACAACAUCGGUGACAUCGUCAACGUCAACUGUACCUCUGGAGCCUCCAAACCAGCAGCACAUCUAGCCUGGUUCAUCAACGGGGAUCAGGUGAACAGCUCGUAUCUGCGAGGACCAGUAAGGGCGAUAGACGGCGAGGAAGCUCUGGAGACAACCACGCUGGGUCUACAGUUCCAGGUGGACGCCCGCCAUUUCCACAAGGGCGACAUGAAGCUGAAAUGUCUAGCUACCAUCGCUACUGUCUACUGGAAUAGCAACGAGGAGAGUGUUGAGGGGGAGAAGCCGUAUAAACCACCCGUCAUGGAGGUCAAGGACACGAGUCGGGCUGAUAGAGUUCAAGCCUCUACAACAGUUCAGAGUUCUGCCGCCAGGUCUCAGCACACGCUAAACGCUUUUAUUCUUAUUCUUCUUUCACCUGUACUUCUAAGGUAGCAGUGUAAACGUUUUUCGAGAGCUAGAUUCACCUAAGAAUUGACAAUUAGUGUAUUAACCUGCGGACUUUAACCAGAUUGAAUUUUUAAGGAACAUGUGGACGAUAUCUUAAAAUCUGUAGAUUCUCUGAUUACAUCAUGUGUUUGGUGUUUAUUGUAAAUUAGUGACUAAUUAAGUGAUGAUUGAAAUAUAAAUACAGGUUGUCCAUAAAAGAUUAGUACAAUAGUUAAGUCACACAGUUACUUUUUAAUGUAACAUAGAGUGUUUAAUGUUUACAUGCAGGAUACUGUAAUUAUCUAAGUCACAAUAAUAUAAAGUUUAGAACUCCGUGUGAUAAUUUUUGUCAAGUUUGUUCAUCUGAAUAUACAUUGUUACCUUAAGUAAAACUGUUUGACCAACAGAUACAAUGAACAAAUUAGCUUCAUUGUUUUCUUGACCACCCCUUGUAAUUUAAUUUAAUUUUGUAAACAACGAUCAUAGCCUACAAAACAAACACAUCUCAUUUCAAAGCCUAUGAUCUGAGAGUAAAACUAAUGAAAUUCUUAUUUUUUAUGUAUAAAAACUGAAUCCAACAUCCACUUCAAUCUAUGUGUGGAAUUUCGUUUCACGCAUGUUUUUUUUGUAUGUAACUGCCUGUUAGUUCAUGAAUUAAGGUCAUACUGUCGAUUAGACGACGUCCUUUACCUUAUUAGAAGAAAUCAUAAGGGAUUUUUUGAGAAAACAAGGAAUCCAGUAUGUUAGCUAACACCUACUUUUUUAAUGUGUCAAAAUUGUAAUUUUAGGUCCAAAUAGCAUUCAGAUAAGCAAACUUGACAACAAUUAUGAAUGAAACGAAACUGUAGAAUGUGGCUAGAUGGAGAGAAUGCAUAAUACUGACAACUGGUUCCAUCUGCUUUUGAAAAAAACUUUCAGAUCUUAUUUGGAUCGUACCAGUGGAUUACAUUUUAUCAGCUGGAGGUUAAGAACCAACCCGUAUGGAACACAGUACGAUGAAAAGUAACAUAUGCUUGACAUUAUACCAAUCUAUUGUGGACACACUACUUAUCGGACUACAUACAACAUUGAGAUAAAUCGUUGUUUAUUUAUAGUUUUAUCUGAUAAUACUUCAAUCUGGGCGAAAUCCUGCCAGGUUUUGUAUAAAUAUAUAUUCCUUGUACAUAAUUCAAUGUAUUAUUGUAUACAAACAGUGUUAAUAUACUUACUAGAUAAUUUCCUACAUUUAGUCAGUACUUUAAAGUUAGAUUUAUAAAAAGGAUAUUUUUGUGUUCUAUUCAUUCAUAACUGCACCGUAUUAUACUCUUGUUUAUAAGCUAACCAAUA
Molecule: messenger RNA, 2423 nt
Organism: Macrosteles quadrilineatus (aster leafhopper)
Lineage: Eukaryota; Metazoa; Arthropoda; Insecta; Hemiptera; Cicadellidae
Product: cell adhesion molecule 2-like
Exons: 7
Coding region: 231-1103 (290 amino acids)
Source: RefSeq, a predicted model, not a curated record